CAAUGGUUUUGCAUUGCUGGCUGAACUUGCCUCUAUUUUGUUUGUUGGUUUGUGCGCUUGCGCAGUUGCGAUUGCGACUUGCGUUGCGUGCGGUGUCAGCCAGCACAUAGUAGGUACCUACCUACCAACUACCUACUAUUAUUUGAUAUCAGGCACACCGGCGAUCGGACGGAGCAAAAAUGCAUUAAAAUAGAAAGAAAAGAACGCCGAAUGGUCUAAAAUGUCUUGUUCAAAUAUGAAUUGCUAUCAUUAAAUUUAUAAUUAAAACGUUUUAUCCAUUACCUACGUUGUAUUAGUUUCGUAGACUAAUAUCGGGCCAGCCAAUAUUGUCAGGCCAUGUUCUCAGAUGUAUACUCCUUGACUGCUUGAUAUACAAAAUGGAGAAUUUGGAAACCACCAUAAGAGAGCAUUGCACUGGUUUGGCAUCAACCCGAGCUAAUGAGAGAAAGAAGAAUGCAGAGGCCCUAAAGGAUUUACUGUCACGUAAUGCUUUAGGUGCAUUCUUGACAAAUAAUGCUUUUAGAAAUAUUGGAUUUACAUGGAAUAACCUUUUUGAAUACAUCAAAGAUUACAUAUUAAAGGAGGCAGAAAACUAUCAGACUUCAAAAACAUAUCAGGGAACCAUUGGGCCAUUAUGUGCAAGUUUGUUGCAUUUGUGUGUUUCUGGUGCAAAUAAAGGCAAGGCGAAUAUCAAAUGUGAGAACAUUAUGUCUGCAUGUUUGUAUGUACUAAAAGACAGUAAUUUGACAGAAGCUAUUGGUGAUGCAUAUUUAAAUCUUCUUUAUAAACAUGUUCUUUCCCAUAAUUUCUACAUAGCAAAUAUGACCCCAGUAUAUUGGGAUGAGUUGCUUCAUGUAUGCAUAUCAAUAUUACAAUCAAAUAAUUUAAAACUGGAUCAAUUUACUAAGCUUCGGCUUUUAUGGAUGGUUAUCAAAAAUGGUACAUCUUCAUGUCAACUUACUAUACCACUGAGAGAUUCAUUGUCUAAAUUAAGGAUUUUGAGAACGUUUAGUGACCGAAAAAUAUUGGAGGUGGCCAUUGAUAUUACCAUUUUACUUCUGGAGAUGUUGGCACCAGAGUACCGAUUGACCAUGUGUGAAUUUACAGAAAAUGUUUUACUAUCAUUAUUACAGUUCUAUGAACCGAGCAUUGACCAAAAGAAAAAAAGUUCAUUGUUCAAAUUGCUUGAUUUGGCGGUGAAUAUCCACCAUCCAAAUGGCCGUUUUGAGAAUGAAGAGGGCAGUUUAGCCCAUGACUGGACUAUUUGGAAUAAACAUAUAUUCAAUACGUUAGAAAUUAUUUGCAUGGAAGUGUCAUUUUUACAAAAACCUCACAAACAACUGGAUUUAUCUGUUAGUAAUUGUGGACAGUUUUAUUCUUUAUCUGCAACAAUAUAUUUUCAGAUUUUUAAUUUAUUGGAAAUACCCGAAAAUUCUGGUACGGGUAAUACUCCAAAAAGGCCAAGGGUAGCUUUAAACAUGAUAAAAAGAUUUUCGGAUCUUAUACUAGAACUUGAACAAAAUCAGAUUCCAUGGAUGGGUAUAAUUCUGUCUUAUUGUAAGAAAUAUGGCAGCACAGUUGAAACAUCAAACUUUUUAUUGUUAAUGAACACUCUGAAUAAUUUCAUAACGAACAAUAUCAAUAUAAUUGAUCAAGACUGUUUUACCGACAUGAUUUUACUAACUGUAAAGGAGUUAUCUCAGCGUUUAGAUGAAGUGAAGAAAAGGAAUGAAGACUUCUUGUUAUUAUGGAACUCUUGUGUUAGACAUUCAAUGGCAGUGAAUUCAUUACAAAAACCAACUCAUGAAAUUAUGCAGUUACUUCUGACUAGCACUGACUUGAAAUAUCAAAUUGUACAACCGUUAUUGAAGCUCUAUUCUGAUGGUAGUAUGCCUGUGAACAGUUACAGUGUACAGACAUUGAGUAAAACCCUACAAAAGUUUUUCAACAAAUGUACUUUGGAAGAGAGGUCAAAUUUCUUAAAUUGGCUCAAACAAGGACAAUUAAUCUGCCUGGACGCAGCAAACGCUAAAGAGUUAAUGCUCAUAUUGAUUAUUAAGGAUAAUAUGAGUACUGAGCAAGAGAUAACAGUUAAAAGUCGAAAUAUUGACGAAGACGACAACGUGCAUCAAAUAGUAUUCGAUUCCAUUGAACAAAGUAUUCUUUUCAGUGAAUUUGGAAUCCAAGAUAUUAAAGAUCUGCAGUCUUCUAACAAUAGAAGCUUAAAACAAAAUUUCCAAGGCAACAUUAAUAUUAGUAAUGAAAUGUAUGAAUACUUAACACUGAAAACAACAGAAUGUGUUAAAAAUUUUAAAGCAAACAGCAUCAAUCUACAAGAAUUCAUUAAUUUUAUACGGGUUGUACUAGCUUACAUUGACGUCAUGUUGUACUACCGAUUCUCUAGAGAAGACAUAAUCCAAACAUCAGAGAUGUAUUGCCGUUUGAGGACAUCACUGAGACUUAUGUACACGAGUGUAACAGUGGCACUAAACACUGAUGGUAAUAAUUUUACAAAAGUAAAAUUACUUAAAGAUAUUCAAGACAUUUUGAUGUUUGAAUAUGAACCUCUAUUGUGUGUUGAAGUGCGUCGAUGUAUCGAUGAAGAAUUCUUUUAUUGCAUCAAUAACAUUGUUAAUAAAGAUAAUUCUUCUGACGAGGAAUUGGAUAAUUGUGAUGAUGAGUCAAGUUUCUCAGCAUUGAGAUGCCAUUGCAUUCUUGUGCUCUCAGCUUAUUGUCGAAAAAAUGCAAAUUACAGAACAGAACUAUUGGAUCUUGUGCUAGAAUACAAAAUGUAUGACUUCGAUUCGUAUUGGGAUGUUCAGUGUGUUUUUCAAUCUAUUGAGCAACUUAGUGAUUAUUCUGUAGCUGACCCUCCUUUACACGAAAUAUUUACGAUCAUGAUGUUUAUGUGUCGGUACAUGUUUCGAGGUUCAGAUGAAACUCGAAGAUUACUAAAAAUUUUGCUAUCACUGCUCGACAGAAUUUGGUUUUGCGACAAUAUACGAGAAAAUUGUAUUAUAAUGGUGAAAGGAUACCUAGUGAGAUGCGGAAAUUUAUAUUAUCCGGCCCGAGUAGCUGCUUUGGUGUAUAAAUGUGCUGCAAGGAUGAUCUUACUGAAUCGGAAACAUAGUGGCGGUGAUCGAUUAGAUGAGGAUUGUUUCAUCAAAGCAGUAAUUGCUGGAACAAAACUAGGCACACAUUGUUUGCGAUUGUAUUGCAUUUACACCCUAAAACUAUUGCUAGCUGAUUACACGGACAGAGAAAUAGAUCAAUAUAUAUCUGACUUGGCUGGCAUAUUCAUUGUAGAGGUGCCAGAAAAUAAUGAAUUAAUCGUGAAAGACGAAUCAGCCAACAGAACUGCUACUCUGUUACACAGUUAUUUGGCAUUAGCUCAAACUAAACACACACUGAUACACAAAAUAGUAACAUCUGUUCUACAAAUACAAAAGGAAAAAUCAUUGGAUGAAAAUCUUGUAAAAAAAGUGUUGAACAUCAUGUCACGCUCUAUCACCAAAGACGAUAUUAAUGUUCAUUUAAAUAAUAAUAUAUUAUACAUUCUCAACUCUUGGUUUCUCAAAAAAAACGAUGUAAAUGAUUUGCCGAUUAGUUUAUUUGCCAUGGAAAAUAAACAAGUAUUUCUGAAAAAGCAUAUGAGGUGGUUAAUAUCCGCAGAAUUAUUGUGGGCUAAAAACGGCAAUAUUUUCAGCAGUGAAUUGUUGAAAGAAACGAAGAAUACAUUGAAUAAAACGGACCAAGCUAUAUUUGAGGAAUGUUUUUGCAAUAUUAUGGUACUUUGUUUGCCAUAUGUCGUAGUUGAAAAGUAUAAUAUAGAGCACUCCGGUAUGAUGAAACCGAACUAUCAACAGUUACGGACUAACGCAACCAAAAUGUUUCAACUGAUGCGAGAAGUGCUGGAGAACGAAAAGUGGAGUAAUUUGUUUGAGGAAAAUAUUGCAGACUUACUUUUUUUGGCGGCAAAACAUCUUAGCGAUGCGGAUGAAGCGGGGAACAUGUUCCAAGUGGCGCUUCCUGAAACUACUGAGACUUAUUAUUAUCCCAAAAGUAUAUUUGUAUCAAUUCUAACAUAUUUUGGAGAACUGACAGAUGAGAAUAUUAUGCAGUAUCUUUGCGAAAAUCAAUCUGUAUCGAUUUGUAAAGCACUAUUUAAGUUAUGGGACAACAUAUUGAAGCAGUAUGUUUUUGAAUUCAAAGCGUUGGCAUUACACGCAUUUAUUACAUUUGUCCAAAGCAUUCCAAUAGGAUACAUUUCAGAUGCAUUUAUAUGUAAUUUUGUGUGCAACAGUCUAACCCAAGCAAUCAAAGAUUCCGUUGACAAACGAGAGGUGAAAGUAUUGGCAAAAGCUUUGAACAUAAUUUUACAAAUGUAUUUACCAGAAAAAGUAAACCAUCUCCGUGUUGCUGCAUCACAUCUGCUAUCAAUUUUAGUAAUAAAGAAGGAGGAAGGAUUUCAACAAGAAUGUGAUUCUUUGCUCAGUUAUCUUGUUGAAGAUUUAAAGGACUGCUUGAAUGAUAGUGAAGAUGUUGUAGACUUCAUUAAUUCUCUAUCUCAAGGAACUACUGAUAAUCUGAUUUGCACAUCCCAACUACAGUUUACCAAUAAACUAAAACAGCUCAAAACAAGUUUGAAAUGUCCAAGCCACGAAAGUCUUAGAAACAUGCGAAUGUUUUUAACAAAUAAUCAGAAGUUUGUUAAUUAUCUUUGCGAUGAAAUUGAUGGAAAAGGAUUUUCUGAAAACUGUGAAUCAAGUUUGAUGCACCAGAUAAUAUACUCCUUGAGCAGCAUUCUGACUAAAGUUUCAGACAAAAAGACAAUUAUCGAAGCAUGUAACUGUCUGUCGUUGAUUGGUACCUACAAUUUGAAAACUGUGGUCACUGUGUCAUCAUCCAAUCCAUCUCAAAUAACGAAAAUGGCACCAAACUCAUAUUUCACUACAAUUGUGAUGAAAACACUUUCAAAUGUGAUAUUUGAAGAAGGCCCGAAUCUAACUAAAAAAGUUGCAAAAGCUUUAAAUCAGUUAUUAAAAUAUCGGGACGGUCUCGAUGCCUUGAAUCGAGAAGAUGCUGAAGAAGUCAAGCAAAUACUAAAACCGUUUGAAUCAGCAGAAUCCAACAUAGUCUCUAAUUUUCAAGUUAAUGAUACAAAGUUGAAUUCCUUCAAUCAGUCGCCCAACUUCUGGCUGCCGCAGGACGGUGAGAAACAUUGCAACUGGUUGACACGUGUGACUGUUACAGUCAUCGAUAUAUUGACGGCGUCGACUAAUUACUUCAAGGAACUGCAAGAAGUAUGCACAGCUAAGCCCAGCGUUUGUCAGAAGAUCUUGCCAUCGCUGAUUGGCUUGUUACUUGUUUGUGGCAAUGAAAAGUGUGAACAGACUAUUACCGUUCAUAUGAAUAAUUUCUUUAAAUAUAUUUGGGACAUUAGUUUCGAAUACAAAAUCGAAAAUAGUGGAGACAGUAGUCACAACAAGAAACUAUCGAGCAUUCUAGAUCAUGAUCACAAAAUGAUUACUCAGUACGUGUUGAGUGUAGUCCACUUUGUGCGUCUGCAAAGUUGCCAUUAUGAGUCAAGACGUUCACGCGCAUCUGCUUUGACUCUGAAUUACUUGCAACUGGAGUACGAUAAAGUGGCUUGGGCGGCGACGGUGGCCGACCAGACGCUCGCGGCGAUAUACUACGGCGAGCUGUGGGCCAUGGCACAGAACGAUAGGGUGCCCCCCGCCUCCCCUGAGGCUACUACCACGUUAGACGGUGGCAAAAAUAUUCAGAGGAUUUUUAGAAAGUGCUUCGUGUCAAUCGGCGAGAUGGAGGCAGUGGACGGCUGCGGCACCGCGCAUUUGACGCUGGAGGAGGAACGGCGGCGGCACUUGCUCCACGCGGGGCACUACACGGACGCGCUGCUGUCGCACGACAUCGCGCUGUCGUACGGUGCUUCCACGCCCGACUUGCAGCUCGGCACGCUGCGGGCUUUGCAGAAGUCUGGACUGUUCCAUUUGGCUAUCCAGCACAUCAAGUCUUUGUCAGAAAGCGAUCAAAUGAACGAUGUCAAAUACGAAUGUUUGGCCGCUUUGGGCGAUUGGAGUGAAGUGAUCGACACUCGUGACUUGGAAGAUCUGUUGAACACGGACACUUGCAACCCUCGAUCCAUAAUAAAAACUUUCCGAUACGCGUGCCUCAAGGAUUGUCUCACUCUAGACGCUAUUCCUAGCAACGACAAGCUCCAGGUCUCCCUGAACAGAGCAAAGCUGGCAAUCUCGCGUUUAUGUCAGGACCUCAAUAUGGAAAACUGCCAAAACGUUUACAAGGUCGUAGCGAAAUUACACCUGUUCACCGACAUUGAAGAUUAUUAUGCAGUAAGAACGUGCGACCAGCGAAUGCAGUCGUUACUUAACAAAUGGCAGAUUGAAAAUUUGCCCGCGUUCCAAGAUUUCAAACACCUAGAAGACCUGAUAUCUCAGAGGAACUUGAUGCUAGAGCACGCCGCAAAGGUGCAGAAAAAUGAAUUUCAAGAUAUCGUGAAUCUACAACUAAAAUAUGCAGAACUUGGACUAGAGAACGACAGAGUGCAACUCUCUCAGCGUUUCUUAGCAACAGUAAAAAAGUUGCGUUCAUCCGAGGAAGUGGCGCUAGUAGAGAGCAAGAUAUCUUGGGCCCGAGGGCAUACGGACAUUGCCCUAUCCUUGCUACGUAACAUCGUGUCUAACCGUUCUACUAACGAUAGUUUAACAGCCAAAUCUCUGCGGCAAUACGGCUUAUGGAUGGCUGAAACCAAAUGUGACAGUCCUAAAGACAUAGUAACUAAGUAUUUGAAGAAAAGUCUGGACGUUUUGAAUAAUACCCGUGACGAAAAAACAAGGUUGAAAUUAUAUAAUGAUAUUGCGAAAUUUUCCGAUGCUGAAUAUAAAAAGGUGGUCGCAUAUAUGAACUCACCUAUAUUUCAAAAUAAAGAGGAGUGUCUAAAGAAAAUGCGGCAUACAUGUGCUUCCUCCCAGCAGACUCAAGAACACAUGACUACUGACGACAAAAUAGCGUUGAACACAAACAACAAGUUCAUGCAUUUAGAAGAGGCAGAGAUUGCCAGUACUAAAGCGGAAAAAGACAUAUUUUUGCAUGCGGCGAUGAGAUAUUACUUGCUGUCUUUGGCGCAAUGCGACGAGAACAAUCUGUCGAUAUUCCGCGUGAUCUCGCUUUGGUUGGAGAACCCUGGCGUGGACGCGGUGGAGUCGCAGCGGCUGCAGCAGAUGCUGGACGGCAUCGCCUCGCACAAGUUCAUUCCCGCGCUGCCGCAGCUAGCGCCCCGGCUCUCCGCUGACACCUGUGUUUUCGCGGACAAUCUCCGCAGGAUUAUAGAUAGGUGUGCCAAAGAUCAUCCGCACCACACAUUGCCCAUCCUGUUCAGUCUGAUGAAUUCCGACAAAGACUUGUAUAUCCUGAACAGCAGUGCGAGGGCGGCGGCCGCGCACUCCAGACGUCCGCAGGAGCCCCGCGUCCUCACCGCGGAAUCCAUCGUUAGGUCGCUGGCUAACGAUCCCAAACUAGCAAACAUAAUAAGUCAAAUGGAAAAGUUAUGCGACGCAACCAUAAGUUUUGCCAACUUCACGGUGAAAAACAAAGCUCCCAUGAGACAAGAGAUCCCUGCAGCUGAGAAUAUCCACAAACUGGGUAGACUGGAUGCCGUUCCAGUACCCACUGUCACGAUACCCGUCAGACAUGAUUGUAGUUACGAAGAUUUGCCUACAUUGGUAUCUUUUGACAAUUACUUCGAAUUGGUUGGCGGCAUCAACUGCCCAAAGAAAAUAAAUUGCAUGAGUUCUGACGGUGUUCGAAGGAUUUUAUUAGUAAAAGGCAAAGAUGACUUACGCCAGGAUGCCGUUAUGCAACAAGUGUUCAACAUUGUGAACACAUUGCUAGAGAAAAAUGCCGUCACUAGCCGCAGUAAACUGCUAAUCCGGACUUACAAGGUGGUGCCUUUGUCGAAGCGGUCGGGUGUGCUGGAGUGGUGUGUGGGCACCAUACCCAUCGGCGGGUACUUGGUCGGGAGUACAGGUGCUCACGCACGGUACCGCCCGCAGGACAUAACAUGUGAUGCCGCACGUAAGGCAAUGACCAAGUGUCAUGAGACCGGAAAAGGUACGGAGGAGAAACUACGAGUGUUCAAGAAAAUUCUCGAAGCUUUCAAGCCCGUGUUCCACUACUUCUUCACGGAGCACUACUUGGACCCCGUGUCUUGGUACGAACGACGACAAACUUACACAAAAAGUGUCGCUGCAUCAUCUAUGGUAGGAUAUGUGAUGGGGUUAGGUGAUCGACACGUACAAAACAUCCUCAUCGACAAGGAAAGUGCUGAAGUGGUUCACAUCGACUUUGGAUUUGCGUUUGAUCAGGGCAAGAUUCUUCGCACACCGGAGACAGUGCCGUUCCGGUUGACACAGGACAUGAUUGCCGGCUUUGGAUCUUGCGGCGUGGAAGGAGUAUUUAGAAGGUGCUGUGAGAAAACAAUGCAGCUCCUGCGCGACAACCAAGAGACGUUGCUGACCAUACUGGAAGUGUUGCUUUACGACCCGUUGUACUCUCUGACCUCCUCGCGACAGACUGCGCAAUCCGCUUCCAGAACCACUGUACUUGGCGCCGGCGACCGGCACCACCUGGCGGAGCGCGCGCUGCUGGCGGUGAGCAGCAAGCUGCGCGCGGCGGGCGUGGCGGUGCCGGGCCACGUGGCGCGUCUGCUGCACCUCGCCACCGACCCCGCCAACCUCUGCCGCCUCUUCCCCGGCUGGCAGCCCUACCUCUAAACCGCACGUUUAACCCGUCAUUGCAAAACAGAGAAAACUAUAGGCUCUUCGUCUUUCGUUUCACUCAUACUAGAAAGAGAUGCGUGUUGUAGAAUUGAGUGAGACAAAUUUACAGUUAAAUUUACCGUUUUUUUUACCAUUUCAGUUUCUUUUCCUGUAACGAAAAACUGAACAAAGUGUUUUUUUCUCACACGGUUUUACAAGGCCCAAUCUGCCGCUUUAUAUAAUAUGGGCUGGGAAGUUUUAUGGAAAUCUUCUCUUAAUUGGCUAUUUGUCUUUUGAAAGGCUAUUUGUCUUUCUUUGUCUAUUUGUCAUAUAGAUUUAUAAGAAUAAAAACGCGCAGCGUGUGUUCUUUCGGCAAUCAGUGUGUACAAUACAUAACUAAGUUUUAACGUGUACUAUAUUCAACGUGUACUACAUUUUAACUUUUAAAAUAGGUAUAUAACAUUUUCACUUUUAGUCUAGUUUAAUGAAACGUAACUUGACUCUUUUCCACAGUUAUUGAAAGUAAGAUGGGACAAAAUAUAUUUUAAUUAAAAUAGUUUAGCGAACUUUCGGAUUACUUUAUAGAAAGAAAGUGGGAAAGCAAUUCAGUGAGCAAAAACAACAUUUUUAUAUACAAACAUCAACAGUACAAAAGUCUCGACCAUAUCUCACCGGCAUGUACCACUGUAUCCUUCGAAUUUAUUGUCUACUGUGUCUGUUAUAUGUAAUGUUAUCAAGUCAAAAAGACUGUCUAAUAGUCGGCUAAAUAAGUAAUCUUAUAAUAUGAUACUGUAUACGGUUAACAAGUAAGUAUAUUUAAUGGAAUUUAAUAUUCAUCUAUUCUUCGAUAACUAUCUGAAAUAACAAUCAUUUAAUGUUUGUUAUAUUAGUUGAUUAUAGUUAAUUUUAUUCAAAAUGUGAUAAGUUUAAAUUUAGACUAAAAUAGUGCCAAAAAGACUUAUAAACCUAAGUUUACCGUUACGUGCGGUUGUUUUUUUUUUUAUGUUCGCUGUUUUUUAAGAAUCGUUACAUUAUGCGAGUAAAACUCGUCACAUAUGGUUACAAUAUUUAAAAAAAAAUCAUUGAAAAAUAUUGAUUUGUUUUUUUUUUUCUUGCACACUUAUUGAAAUUUGUUAUGCUAUAUCUAUCUACAUGUAGAAUUCAAUAAUGACAUGAGUAAUAAAUGUGAUAAAACUACAA
Molecule: messenger RNA, 9995 nt
Organism: Plodia interpunctella (Indianmeal moth)
Lineage: Eukaryota; Metazoa; Arthropoda; Insecta; Lepidoptera; Pyralidae
Gene: tefu
Product: telomere fusion
Exons: 36
Coding region: 378-8810 (2810 amino acids)
Biological process (GO): DNA repair
Molecular function (GO): protein serine/threonine kinase activity; protein binding
Source: RefSeq, a predicted model, not a curated record